CCUGUGUUCACUUGCCAGGUGACCUCAUCCAGUCCGAUACCUUCUGUGGCCUUCUCUAGGAUUUUGAAAUUUCUAGGCCAGCCUCUUUGUUGAAUUCCAGAUUCAUAUAAAGCUGGCUACUUAAUGUAUUCAGGUACCUUAAACUCUAGCACGUCUGAAGUAAGCUCUUGACUUCCCCCACAACAUGCACAUGCACACAGACCACAGUUGCUUCUCUUGUGGUCUUCAACAUUUUAUUAGCCAGGAUUAUCGCAGUUCUGUGGAAUCUCGUCUUCUCUGUCACCACAACCAGUCAGCAGGCACAUUGUCAACUUCAUCACCAAAGUAUAUCCAGAGCACUUGUAGUCCCGCCCUGCUGCCACCCCUGUGCCACCAUCCUGCCUCUCCUGGAGGAUGCAGUGGGCCACAUCUGCCUCCACCUUGUCACCUAGGGUUCACUAUCUUCCUUGUAGUAACCAGAGUGCUUCUCUUGAAUACAAAUCAGAUUAUAUAUUUCUAUCUGGUAGCCUGCCGUUUUCACUCAGAGUAAAGGCCAGCAGCCUGCAGGGGCUUGUGUAAGUAGGCCCCUGAUUGCAUCUCCAGUCUUAUCUCCUGCCCUCACUUUCCCCAGCUUCCCCACCUCACCUCACUGAUGUCUUUGCUGUUCUUUGAAUGCAUCUAGUAUGUUCUUGACUCAGUGCUUGUGCAUUUUGAGGGUUCAUCUAUCGAGUAGGGCUCCUCCUCCCCCCCCCCUCGAGUAUUUGCAUGCCUCAUUUUCCUUAGGUCUCUCCUCCACUGUCACCUUCUAAGCAAGUCCUUCCCUGACCGUCUUCUACCACCCACCUCAGGUGGGCUUGGCCUAGGGACUCCGAAGUGACUGCAGAUUUCUGUUCCCUUCAGUGAGAUGCUCCUGAGUUCUUAAUAACUUGGCUAGGCUUAGAAGAGAUGAUCUCCAAAGAUUAUCUAGCUUGAAAAACUUGUGAUUACAUGAUUCUGGAAAAUGUUCUAGCUUCUGAAUAUUAUGUUGUAGUUAAGAAGGAGAGAGGAUCAUUUACUCCAGACAGACUUCCAAGGAUCUAAUCUGGUGAUAUGUCUGGUAAUGCACUAUUUCCAGUUUGGAAUCAUGAGAAAUUAGAAUUUACAACUACUCUUCUAAAAUGUAGUUUACUCCAACACAAUUUUAAACACUGCAGUUUCUGUAAACAGGGUUGUAUGUAUGUGCAACUAAACACAAAACCCCAGCUCCACACGGACAUCCUUGUCUGUUGCGUUCGUGUAUGUAUCCUCACUGCCGGGAAUAUUGCCUGGUAUGUAGCUGGUACUCUGAAUACUUGUUGAAUGAAUGGAUCAAUGAAAUGGAUUCAUAUCCUAUACAACUUUAUCAAUUAAGUAUAUAAAAUAGAAGUAAUUUAUUGUUCCUCAUCAUCUCCCUCAUGUUUUAGGUGGUAAGAGAAAUCACUUGAAUCAUACAAAUUAUUCACCAAGUAGCUGGUUUCCCAUGCUUCACUUCCAUGCUUCUGCUUCCAUGUGCUUUCUAGGUCCUAAAGAAGACGAAGAGAAGCCUUCAGCCUCAUCACUUGAGCAGCCGGCCACCCUCCAGGAGGUGGCCAGUCAGGAGGUUCCUCCAGAACUAGCAACCCCUGCCCCUGCCUGGGAGCCACAGCCAGAACCAGACGAGCGAUUAGAAGCAGCAGAUUGUGAGGUGAAUGAUUUGGGGGAAGAGGAGGAGGAGGAAGAGGAGGAGGAUGAAGAAGAAGAAGAUGAUGAUGAGUUGGAAGAAGAGGGGGAAGAAGAAGCCAGCAUGCCAAAUGAAAGUUCUGUGAAAGAGCCAGAAAUACGGUGUGAUGAGAAGCCAGAAGAUUUAUUAGAGGAACCAAAAACAACUUCAGAAGAAACUCUUGAAGACUUCUCAGAGGUAACACCUGCCUUGCAAAUCCCCAGAACUAGAGAAGAGGCCAAUGGUGAUGUAUUUGAAACGUUUAUGUUUCCAUGUCAGCAUUGUGAAAGGAAGUUUACAACCAAACAGGGGCUUGAGCGUCACAUGCAUAUCCAUAUAUCCACCGUCAAUCAUGCUUUCAAAUGUAAGUACUGUGGGAAAGCCUUUGGCACACAGAUUAACCGGCGGCGGCAUGAGCGGCGCCACGAAGCAGGGUUAAAGCGGAAACCCAGCCAAACACUACAGCCGUCAGAGGACCUGGCUGAUGGCAAAGCAUCUGGAGAAAACGUUGCUUCAAAAGAUGAAUUGAGUCCUCCCAGUCUUGGGCCAGACUGUCUGAUCAUGAAUUCAGAGAAGGCUUCCCAAGACACAGUAAAUUCUGUUGUAGAAGAGAAUGGGGAAGUUAAAGAACUUCAUCCGUGCAAAUAUUGUAAAAAGGUUUUUGGAACUCAUACUAAUAUGAGACGGCAUCAGCGUAGAGUUCACGAACGCCAUCUGAUUCCCAAAGGUGUACGGCGAAAAGGAGGCCUUGAAGAGCCCCAGCCCCCAGCAGAACAGGCCCAGGCCACCCAGAACGUCUAUGUACCAAGCACAGAGCCAGAGGAGGAGGGGGAAGCAGAUGAUGUGUACAUUAUGGACAUUUCUAGCAAUAUCUCUGAAAACUUAAAUUACUAUAUUGAUGGUAAAAUUCAAACCAAUAACAACACUAGUAACUGCGAUGUGAUUGAGAUGGAGUCUGCUUCGGCAGAUGUGUAUGGUAUAAAUUGUCUGCUCACUCCAGUUACGGUGGAAAUUACUCAAAAUAUAAAGACCACACAGGUCCCUGUAACAGAAGAUCUUCCUAAAGAGCCUUCGGGCAGCACAAAUAGUGAGGCCAAGAAACGGAGAACGGCGAGCCCGCCUGCACUGCCCAAAAUUAAGGCCGAAACAGAUUCUGACCCCAUGGCCCCCUCCUGCUCCUUAAGUCUUCCUCUUAGCAUAUCAACAACGGAGGCAGUGUCUUUCCAUAAAGAGAAAAGUGUUUAUUUGUCAUCAAAGCUCAAGCAACUUCUUCAAACCCAAGAUAAACUAACUCCUCCUGCAGGGAUUUCAGCAACUGAAAUAGCUAAAUUAGGUCCUGUUUGUGUGUCUGCUCCUGCAUCAAUGUUGCCUGUGACCUCAAGUAGGUUUAAGAGGCGGACCAGCUCUCCUCCCAGUUCUCCACAGCACAGUCCUGCCCUUCGAGACUUUGGAAAGCCAAGUGAUGGGAAAGCAGCAUGGACCGAUGCAGUGCUGACUUCCAAAAAAUCCAAAUUAGAAAGUCAUAGCGACUCACCAGCAUGGAGUUUGUCUGGGAGAGAUGAGAGAGAAACGGUGAGCCCUCCAUGCUUUGAUGAAUAUAAAAUGUCUAAAGAGUGGACAGCCAGUUCUGCUUUUAGCAAUGUGUGCAACCAGCAGCCACUGGAUUUAUCCAGCGGUGUCAAACAGAAGACUGAGGGUACAGGCAAGACUCCAGUCCAGUGGGAAUCUGUCUUAGAUCUCAGUGUGCAUAAAAAGCCUUGUAGUGACUCUGAAGGCAAGGAAUUCAAAGAGAAUCAUUCAGUGCAGCCUACGUGUAGUGCUGUAAAGAAAAGGAAACCAACCACCUGCAUGCUGCAGAAGGUUCUUCUCAAUGAAUAUAAUGGCAUCGAUUUACCUGUAGAAAACCCUGCAGAUGUGACCAGGAGCCCAAGUCCUUGUAAAUCCCUAGAAGCUCAGCCAGAUCCUGACCUCGGUCCAGACUCUGGUUUCCCUGUCCCUACUGUCGAGUCCCCAGCUGAUGUUUGUCCUUCAUCACCUGCCCUGCAGACGCCCUCCCUUUCAUCCGGUCAGCUGCCUCCUCUCUUGAUCCCCACAGAUCCCUCUUCCCCUCCACCCUGUCCCCCGGUAUUAACUGUUGCCACUCCGCCCCCUCCCCUCCUUCCUACCGUACCUCUUCCAGCCCCCUCUUCCAGUGCAUCUCCACAUCCAUGCCCUUCUCCACUCUCAAAUGCCACCGCACAGUCCCCACUUCCAAUUCUGUCCCCAACAGUGUCCCCCUCUCCCUCUCCCAUUCCUCCUGUGGAGUCCCUGAUGUCUGCCGCCUCACCCGGGCCUCCGACACUUUCUUCUUCCUCCUCUUCAUCUUCCUCCUCCUCUUCAUUUUCUUCUUCGUCUUCCUCCUCUUCUCCUUCUCCACCUCCUCUCUCCGCGAUCUCAUCUGUUGUUUCCUCUGGUGAUAAUCUGGAGGCUUCUCUCCCCAUGAUAUCUUUCAAACAGGAGGAAUUAGAGAAUGAAGGUCUGAAACCCAGGGAAGAGCCCCAGUCUGCUGCUGAACAGGAUGUUGUUCAGGAAACAUUCAACAAAAACUUUGUUUGCAACGUCUGUGAAUCACCUUUUCUUUCCAUUAAAGAUCUAACCAAACAUUUAUCUAUUCAUGCUGAAGAAUGGCCCUUCAAAUGUGAAUUUUGUGUGCAGCUUUUUAAGGAUAAAACGGACUUGUCAGAACAUCGCUUUUUGCUUCAUGGAGUUGGAAAUAUCUUUGUGUGUUCUGUUUGUAAAAAGGAAUUUGCUUUUUUGUGCAAUUUGCAGCAGCACCAGCGAGAUCUCCACCCAGAUAAGGUGUGCACACAUCACCAGUUUGAAAGCGGGACUCUGAGGCCCCAAAACUUUACAGAUCCCAGCAAGGCCCAUGUAGAGCAUAUGCAGAGCUUGCCAGAAGAUCCUUUAGAAACGUCUAAAGAAGAAGAGGAGUUAAACGAUUCCUCUGAAGAGCUUUACACGACUAUAAAAAUAAUGGCUUCUGGAAUAAAGACAAAAGAUCCAGAUGUUCGAUUAGGCCUCAAUCAGCAUUACCCAAGCUUUAAACCACCUCCAUUUCAGUACCAUCACCGUAACCCCAUGGGGAUUGGUGUGACAGCCACAAAUUUCACUACACACAAUAUUCCACAGACUUUUACUACUGCCAUUCGCUGCACCAAGUGUGGAAAAGGUGUCGACAACAUGCCGGAGUUGCACAAACAUAUCCUGGCGUGUGCUUCUGCAAGUGACAAGAAGAGGUACACACCUAAGAAGAACCCAGUACCGUUAAAACAAACUGUGCAACCCAAAAAUGGCGUGGUGGUUUUAGAUAACUCUGGGAAAAAUGCCUUCCGACGAAUGGGACAGCCCAAAAGACUAAACUUUAGUGUUGAGCUCAGCAAAAUGUCGUCGAAUAAGCUCAAAUUAAAUGCAUUGAAGAAAAAAAAUCAGCUUGUACAGAAAGCAAUUCUUCAGAAAAACAAAUCUGCAAAGCAGAAGGCUGACUUGAAAAAUGCUUGUGAGUCAUCCUCUCACAUCUGCCCUUACUGUAAUCGAGAGUUCACUUACAUUGGAAGCCUGAAUAAACACGCCGCUUUCAGCUGUCCCAAGAAACCCCUUUCCCCUCCCAAAAAAAAAGUUUCUCAUUCAUCUAAGAAAGGUGGACACUCAUCACCUGCAAGUAGUGACAAAAACAGCAACAGCAACCACCGCAGACGGACAGCGGAUGCGGAGAUUAAAAUGCAAAGCAUGCAGACUCCGUUGGGCAAGACCAGAGCCCGCAGCUCAGGCCCCACCCAAGUCCCGCUCCCCUCCUCAUCCUUCAGGUCCAAGCAGAACGUCAAGUUUGCAGCUUCGGUGAAAUCCAAAAAACCAAGCUCCUCCUCUUUAAGGAACUCGAGCCCGAUAAGAAUGGCCAAAAUAACUCAUGUUGAGGGGAAGAAACCUAAAGCUGUGGCCAAAAAUCAUUCUGCUCAGCUUUCCAGCAAAACGUCGCGGAGCCUGCACGUGAGGGUACAGAAAAGCAAAGCCGUUUUACAAAGCAAAUCCACCUUGACGAGUAAGAGAAGAACAGACCGGUUCAAUAUAAAAUCUAGAGAGCGGAGUGGGGGGCCAGUCACCCGAAGCCUUCAACUGGCAGCUGCUGCUGACUUGAGUGAGAACAAGAGAGAGGACGGCAGCGCCAAGCAGGAGCUGAAGGACUUCAGCUACAGCCUCCGCUUGGCAUCCCGAUGCUCUCCACCAGCGGCCCCGUACAUCACCAGGCAGUGUAGGAAGGUCAAAGCCCCGGCUGCAGCCCAGUUCCAGGGACCAUUCUUCAAAGAGUAGACACUCUGCCUGCUCCCUGACAGCACCUGAAGUGACCUGGAAUCAGUGAAGCCAAAGGGACUGGCAGUCUGCCCUGCAGGGAGUACCGACCUAUCCCAGUUGUGUGAGCCUGCGAGAGAAAGGGAGUGCAUGUGCGUGCGUGCAUGUGUGCGUGCGUGUGUGUUCACGUGUUCUCGUGCGGGUGCGCGAGUGGUCUUCAAACAAGGGUCCCGAACCCCGGGACGGCAGGAAGGCGGCCGACUCCACGCUGUCCUUUGGGAUGAUAUUUGGAUGCAGCUCUUGGGACCGUGUUCUGCAGCUCAGCCUUCCUGUUGGGGUGGGGCCUCUCCUACUAUGCAAUUUUUCAAGAGCUCCUUGACCCUGCUUUUAGCUUCUUGAGUUGUCUUUUGCCAUUAUGGGGACUUUUGUCUGACCCAGGGGUCAGCCUUAGGAAGGCCUUCAGGAGGAGGCCGAGUUCCCCUUCAGUACCACCCCUGUCUCCCCACCUUCCCUCUCCCCACAACAUCUCUGGGAAUCAAUAGCAUAUUGGCAUGUUGGAGCCAAGCCUGAACAUUCCCCUUGGCCCCAGCACAUGGAAAAUCCCCUUCCUUGCCUAAGGUGUCUUGAGUUUCUGGCUCUUGAGUCAUUUCCAGACUUGAAAUUCUCAUCAGUCCAUUGCUCUUGAGUCUUUGCAGAGAACCUCAAACCAGGUGCACCUGGGAGAAAGACUUUGUCCCCACUUACAGAUCUAUUUCCUCCCUUGGGAAGGGCAGGGAAUGGGGAUGGUGUAUGGAGGGGAGGGAUCUCCUGUGCCCUUCAUUGCUACACUUGGUGGGACCAUGAACACCUUUAGUGUCUGAGCUUCUCAAAUUAGCUGCAAUAGGAAGCAAACAUAUUGGGAAAUGAAAAAAAAAAUGGGAAGAUUAAAAAGCACAGGGGGAAGAAGAAGAGAUUUCAGAGUCCAUCCUGCCAGGGGCGGACGGGGCUGACUCCUGCUGUCUGGAGUCAGUCCAUGUCUCGGAGAAACGGGUGAGCUGAGCUUGGCGUUCGAACCCAGUUCAGUGAGGUUCUUGGGUUUUGUGCCUUUGGGGCAGACCCCAGACGAGGAUGUCUGAGACCAUUUGGGUGCUGUUUUCUCAGCUCCAAUUUCAAUAGUGAGCUAUCAAACCCAGAGCGGAAGGAGGGAGCUCUGAUGAGCACGAUUUGUCACACAAUAAAGGGAUUAUUUUUUUUUUUUCAGGGCUACUAUGGUUGAUCUUGCAACUCUGUAAAUAUGUAUGUAGACACUUUUAAAAGCACGUAUUUAUGUCCCUGACUGUAAAUGCCCCAUUUUUAAAGUUUUAUAACUUGUGUUAUUUAAUGAGUCAGUCAAUCGGCUACAGUAUGGGGUCUGAUAAGGAUCUAGGAGAAGGGUCUCAUGCGGACUCUCACAUGGGCAGAAAAAUGGUGAUCAUUGGCCGACAUCACAGUUUUCCUGUUUCCCACCCAGCUAAAAACCGUUGUUCGCUUUAAAUUUUCAUAGACUGGAAUCCUUUCACUGGCUCCUACAGUUAACCCUCACAAGCAUGAAGUGCUGUGGCUGUUCCUUAUCCUAAUGAUACGCUUUUGUCCCGUAAAUGUCAACACUCAUGAGCCAUACCCCGGCCUCUCAGUUCUUGAGGGCCUCCCCCUUCAGCAGCGAGGAAAGCUCACAAACCCCAAACCUGGCAAAUCACCUGCAGCCCAUGGUGAGCGCUGGGAAGUGUGGCUGAGGCCUUGGGGUCACUCCUUUUUUGCAUGUGCAAAUGUGCUGGUCACCCUUCAAUGCUCCCAAAUGGUCAGGAAAACUGUUCCAAUCCUGAAAAGGGGGGAUGGCUUUGUAAAAGUGGCGUUUCCUGGUCAGUGGUGGUCUUCAAGACAACAGCUCUGUAUCUGCCAUGUGAAGAGAAAUAACAAUAAAAGUGUGAAGAGCGAUUGUGAGGAACAA
This is a messenger RNA of Piliocolobus tephrosceles (Ugandan red Colobus), 7985 nucleotides long. RefSeq names its product PR/SET domain 2 (gene PRDM2). The record is from RefSeq and is a predicted model, not a curated record. The coding region runs from base 1478 to 6040 and encodes 1520 amino acids. Lineage: Eukaryota; Metazoa; Chordata; Mammalia; Primates; Cercopithecidae. Gene Ontology annotation, molecular function: histone methyltransferase activity. Gene Ontology annotation, biological process: regulation of gene expression. Gene Ontology annotation, cellular component: nucleus. The transcript has 3 exons.